GUCAUACGCGUGCGGCUGUCAGGUGUGGUGAAGUGUAGGGCGUUUACGUAGGCAGAGUGCACACUCCAUUUCUGCGUCUAGAGGAGAACAGCGCGGAGCUGCUCUAUGCGUUGGUAGCGCUGCAGAACAACUUUGGCAUCAAGCACUUCGAAGAGAUGCGGACGAAGGCAGUGGUUGCGCUCGUCGUAGCCGCGCCUCGUAUUACUGCUCCCCUGCUUGCCGAGCAGUACUUCAACCAUCAAUACUCGUUGGCGCAAAGGAGCUGCAUGCUGAUUGCCUUGGCUACGGCCGUUCGGGAACUCGCAGGCUUGCCAGCGCUGCACAGCCUUGAAGCGGCCAACGAGAGCCUGAUCGGCACGGCCAUAGAUCGCGCAAAGACGGAAGGAGAAGCUCGAGUGCCGGAAAUCCAGCGCGAAAAGGCCCUGCAGGUCAACUCUACUUCGAGGAGCUCGCGCUCUGAAUUGUCCGUGUCGCGAGAGGAGAGAAGCUCGCAACACGCAAGCUCAGUGGACAAUUUGGCGAAGAGGUAUCCUUCCACCUUGCCAGGUGCGAUGCUUGCUCCUCUCACUCGAUACUUGGACGUAGCAGUAGUGUAUUUUCUGCGGCCUCUCAUUCAGCGACACUGGAUCGCCUUGGACGAGCUAUCGCGCUCAGCAAGCUCCAAUUCUCGCCAGAGCACUGCAAAUUCCAUCUUACGCCCCCGCAUGAGUACGCACGGAGGUGGCUCGACUAUCGCAAGCAGAAGGGCAGGGACGGGUCAAGUGCUGAGCCCGAGCAUGGUGUCGCGUUACUUGGACUGCCUUGCCAUUCUAGCGCACGCCGCCCGACAUGCCGUUGGUUUCGCUCGUACCCUGGUCCCCCAGCUUUUUGAACUCGUCCUCGCUACCAAUACGCGCAUGCUAUGCUUCUCGGACUUGGAGCUGAACGACAAGGACGAAGCAAAUGAGCAGCAUGAAGCCGGAGCGCCGGACACGAGCAAGUUGAAUGGUUCGCGUCGACAUCUUACGGAUGCCCGAGAGGCUAUCAGCGCUUCUUCCGCCAGCUUGAUUCUAGUGCUACUGGAUGCGUGCUGGGAGAUGGACGGGGGACUCGCACUGAUGGAUGAGCUUUCAAGAAGCACCACCUCUUCUCAAGCUGGCAUUUCUUCCGCCAUCUUUGCGGACAUCAUCGCUUGGACCGAGGCCUUGUUUGAGACAGAGGAUGCUAAAGGUAGACGGGCGGCGUCGUUUGGAAGGAGCGGACGAUGCGCUGCUGCGAUACUUGUGCGAGUGCACGAGAUCAGGUCUCACCUCGGUCAGAGAAUGUAGUCAGUCCACUUCAUCCUUCUCAUCCUGCGUGCGGCC
This is a messenger RNA of Ceraceosorus guamensis, 1343 nucleotides long. RefSeq lists its product as hypothetical. Gene Ontology annotation, molecular function: Hsp90 protein binding; telomeric repeat DNA binding. NCBI's taxonomy places the organism in Eukaryota, Fungi, Basidiomycota, Exobasidiomycetes, Ceraceosorales, Ceraceosoraceae. Gene Ontology annotation, cellular component: cytosol. The coding region runs from base 156 to 1307 and encodes 383 amino acids. Gene Ontology annotation, biological process: telomere maintenance via telomerase; protein stabilization. The transcript has 2 exons. The record is from RefSeq and is a predicted model, not a curated record.